AUGGCCUAUCGCCCCGCCCGCGAAGGCAAUCUCCUCUCCCUCUAUAUCAACAACCGUGCUGGUGGUCUCAUCUUCCAUAGAGACUUCAGUCCUAACGCGGCCAAGCUCGACACCAACGAGCAAAUGCAGCUGGCGUCGACGUUCAGCGGACUCGCCCUCAUCAUGGGCCAGCUCGCGCCCAGCCGGCCCUCAUCCGGGAUGCAGCUGCUCGAGGCGGACGGCUUUCUGUUGCAGUCCUUCGACUCGCCCACUGGCAUCAAAUUCUUCCUCACGGCGGAGCCCGACGCCAAGGGCCUCGACCUAGUGCUGCGAGAGGUGUACACUUACUAUGCUGACUACGUGCUGAAGAACCCGUUCUACGAGAUGGACAUGCCUAUCCAGAAGGGUGGCAAGUUCUGCCAGAAACUCGAUCGGAUGGUGGCGCAGGUGCAGGAUAGAAGGUAG
This is a messenger RNA of Emiliania huxleyi CCMP1516, 444 nucleotides long. RefSeq lists its product as hypothetical. The record is from RefSeq and is a predicted model, not a curated record. Gene Ontology annotation, cellular component: TRAPP complex. Bases 1 to 444 code for a protein of 147 amino acids. The transcript has 4 exons. Gene Ontology annotation, biological process: endoplasmic reticulum to Golgi vesicle-mediated transport. Lineage: Eukaryota; Haptophyta; Isochrysidales; Noelaerhabdaceae.